UUUCAUAAAUGUUGAGCACGAAAAACACAAAACUCUCUCUCUCUCUCUCUCUCUCUCUAUAUAUAUAUAUGUCAUGGACUCAUAAUACCAUAUCAUAGUUCGUCUGCCACCACCAUUUCAUUCCUUCUCCUUCUUCUCUCCCAAUCUCUCUCUUAUCUCUAUACUACGGUAAGAAAACGCUAUGAGUGGCGACGAAGAGUGGGUCAAAGCGGCGAUGAUUGAUGAUACGAUGGUGGUGGAGCUUCUUGUGCGGCUAAAUCAAUCUCAACGUCCGCCGCCGGAGGCGAUUAAGCAGCUUAAGUGGAGCGUCCGUCAACGCCGGUCUAAACCUAAGCCUGCUACCGGUGCCAGCCCCACUACGCCACUGUCAUGGAGCGGCGGCGGCGGUACCUCUCUUAGUGGCGGCUGUGGUGACCGUGAAGAAUCCAGUCAUUCUCCUCCUCUUCCUAAACUCGCACACCAUAAGAGAUCUAAGGUUAAUAACAUUAGUGAAAAAUCGACCAUCAAGAGAUCAAGAAAGAAGAAGACCUUAACUGAACUGAAAGAAGAAGAGGACUUGCUGCUUAAGGAAAGAAGAGAAUUGAAGAGGGAAAUAUCAGCAUUAUGUGUCAAUUUGGAGAAACAAAGGGCUACCAAUGAAAGCUUGAAGAGAAUAAAGAUGGAAUUGCAACCACUUCCAGAACAAGGAACAACAAUUGUAUCCGAGGCAACAAUUUCUGGUCGAGUUCAGGAAAAGAUUGCAUCAUGUCGUCCUAUCCUUCCUAUUAAGCCGCCUCCAGUUGUCUCUAACGACGUUGUUGGGCUGCAACUCCCAACGUCUGAUGACUCUCCUGAAUCGCAGGCAGUUGAAGUUCCCGUGGGUAAAUUCAUGCUUCCGGAUCUUAAUAUCGGGUUUGACAAGGAAUCUGGAUGUGAAGUUAGCUAGUUGAUCAAGCAUAAAUACCAGAAAAUAUCUUCUCCAACCGAGUUAGGACUAAUAAAACCAAUACCACCUGUACUUAGUAAGGCCUAGUCUUGCUCUCUAGGACCUAUUCUUUUCGUUAGUUUCAUGAAGUUUCUUUGGGUUAGUGUAAAGAUCACGACUCAUUAGUUGCAGCCACAUUUUUUUCUCACAGCUUUAAACUUGUAUAGCAUUCCUUCUAUUUUCUUUCUGGGAAUGUGGGGGGAGUAAUCUAUCUUGUGCCACUGUUAGUAGAUAUAGUAAACAGCAAACUGAAUCUUAUUUCCAAUGAUUUCAGGA
This is a messenger RNA of Olea europaea var. sylvestris, 1240 nucleotides long. RefSeq lists its product as uncharacterized. The coding region runs from base 182 to 925 and encodes 247 amino acids. Lineage: Eukaryota; Viridiplantae; Streptophyta; Magnoliopsida; Lamiales; Oleaceae. The transcript has 5 exons. The record is from RefSeq and is a predicted model, not a curated record.